Passer domesticus (house sparrow) is the source of this 845-nucleotide messenger RNA. RefSeq lists its product as uncharacterized. Bases 27 to 683 code for a protein of 218 amino acids. Lineage: Eukaryota; Metazoa; Chordata; Aves; Passeriformes; Passeridae. The record is from RefSeq and is a predicted model, not a curated record. The transcript has 2 exons.
GGAGGUGUAGUUCUUCGCGUUUGCGCAUGCGCGGUGGUGUGAGGUGGGGAAGGAAGGGCGCGAAUAAAAAAUGGCGGGAGCGCGGCCAAGAUGGCGGCGGGGAGCUGAGUGAGGGCUCGGCCCCGGCCCCGCCGCUCCGGAGCCCCCCGGAGGCGCCGGGGGAAGGCCGGGGGUCGCCCCAUGUCCUCGCCCCCCCCCUCCCCCCCCUCCCUGCACUCCCUGUCCCUCACCCCUCCCCCCAGAUCCCCCCCAAAAUCCCCGGAGCGGCCCCGAACCCCCCCCGGAACAACCCCCGGGCUCCCCCCCAAACCUCCCCAAAACCGCCGGAAUUCGCCCCAAACCCGCCGGACGAGGAGUGGGGGGGCGCCCUGAGCGAGGAGGAGGAGGAGGGCGCCGAGCCCCCCGGGGGCUGGACGCCGCCGCCCCCCGAGAUCCGCCGCCUCUUCGAGGCCAUCGCGCGCGCGCCGGCAGCCUGCCGCUCCGGAACGUUCCGCUGCCCGCGCCGCCUGCCCACGCCCGAGCCCCCCAGCCUGCCCGAGCUGCCCGGGGACCCCGGCGCCAGCCCCGCCCACCCCCCUCCGCGAGGAAAAGUAACUGGGGGGAAAAACGGGGAUUUUGGGGAAAAAAAUGGGGAUUUUGGGGAAAAAACCCGGAAAUUUUGGGUGGUUCGGGCGCCAUUUUAGGGGGAUUUGGAGCCAUUUUGGGGCCAUUUCAGAGGGAAAAUCGAGGAUUUGGAAAGGUUUAGGGUGGAUUUAGGAUGGAUUUAGGAUGGAUUUAGGAAGGUUUAGGAUGGAUUUAGGAAGGUUUGGGAUGGAUUUAGGAAGGUUUGGGAUGGAUUUAGGAAG